GCGAGGCGCUGGCCAUGGACUACCGCGCGGCGGUGAUGAGCCGGGCCGUGCCGGGGCAGUUCGAUGACGCGGAGUCCUCUGAUAGUGAAUAUACACAGGACAUCAAAACAACUAAAGAAGAGGCAAUAAAGGUUGAAAAUCAGCAGCCACAUUUGAAUGAGGAAGUGGACACUGAUGAAUUAGAGGAUGACGACGACGACGAUGAGGAGGAUGAAGACUGGGACUGGGAUGAUGCAGCUGGGAGACUCACCAAGCGGCAUGCUACUGUUGGAGGGUGCAACCCACAGGCAAAUAGACAGACCCCUAGUUGCAAUUCAGCAAAAAUGUCCACUCCUACAGACAAGGCUUUAAGAAAAUUUGAGCAUAAAAUUAAUCUAGAUAGGCUAAAUCUGGACGACUCUGUUAUAAACAAAGUCACAGAAAAAUCUAGACAAAAGGAAGCAGACAUGUAUCGAGUCAAAGAUAAAUCAGAUAGAGCAACAGUAGAACAGGUAUUGGAUCCAAGGACCCGAAUGAUCCUGUUCAAGAUGCUAACAAGAGGUGUCAUAUCAGAGAUAAAUGGCUGCAUCAGCACAGGAAAAGAAGCUAAUGUAUAUCAUGCCACUACAGCAGAUGGAGAAAACAGAGCAAUAAAAAUUUAUAAAACCUCUAUUCUGAUGUUUAAAGAUCGGGAUAAAUAUGUGAGUGGAGAAUUCAGAUUUCGUCACGGAUAUUGUAAAGGAAACCCGAGAAAAAUGGUGAAGACGUGGGCAGAAAAGGAGAUGAGGAAUUUAAUAAGAUUGAAUACAGCACAGAUACCUUGCCCAGAGCCAGUUAUGCUAAGGAGUCACGUGCUUGUCAUGGGUUUUAUCGGUAAAGGCGACAUGCCUGCUCCUCUGUUGAAAAAUGUUCAGUUAUCUGACUCAAAAGCCCGGGAGUUGUAUCUGCAGAUCAUACAGUACAUGAGAAGAAUGUACCAGGAUGCCAGACUUGUUCAUGCUGACCUCAGUGAAUUUAAUAUGCUAUACCACAAUGGGGAGGUGUUCAUCAUUGAUGUAUCCCAGUCAGUGGAGCACGACCACCCACAUGCUUUAGAAUUCCUCAGGAAGGACUGUGCCAAUAUCAAUGAUUUCUUCCAGAAGUACGAUGUUGCAGUGAUGACUGUGAGAGAACUGUUUGAAUUUAUUACAGAUCCUUCCAUCACAAGUGAGAACUUGGAUGCUUAUCUAUCAAGGGCAAUGGAAGUAGCAUCCCAAAGGACAGAGGAAGAAAGGUCCAGUCAAGAUAAAGUGGAUGAGGAGGUGUUUAAGAAAGCUUACAUACCUCGAACCCUAACCGAAGUUAAAAACUAUGAAAGGGAUGUUGAUAUCAUGAUAAAACUGAAGGAAGAGGAUAUGGCAUUAAAUGUUCAGCAGGAUAACAUUCUCUACCAGACUGUGACAGGAAUGAAGAAAGACUUAUCUGGUGUUCAGAAGGUUCCUGCACUCCUUGAAAAAGAAGUAGAGGAGGAAGCAAACUCAGAUUCAGAAGACAGUGGCAGUUCAGAGGAUUCCGAUUCAGGCUGCAAAGAAGAGGGAGAGCUCCACCCCAAAGAUCAACCCACUGAAUCUGGCCUCGAUAAAAAGGAAAGGAAAAAGAUGGUUAAAGAAGCCCAAAGAGAGAAAAGGAAAAACAAAAUCCCAAAGCAUGUGAAGAAGCGGAAAGAAAAGACAGCAAAAAUGAAGAAAGGCAAAUAAAUCAGCUUUGAUGUUUUAGUAGCAAGGUGGAAAUUACAGCUGAUUGGUCUCCUUCAGUUUUUUAUAUUUUUACUUUGUGUUGAGAUAAACUCUGAAUUCACCUUGAUUGUGGGUUUUUGAUGGGAUGCAGCGUGUACUGCAGACUGGAUUGAGUACUCCUGUGUAUAUGUAAAGCCUUUACCGUAAUGUGGUAGCUCUUGUUCCACUUUGUGAGCUGUGCAGAAGAGGGAAAUUCUUUAUGGUAUUAACCCAAUACAAAAGAAGAGAAAUAUGCAAUUUUGUAUGUUUCUCUUUCAAGCAGAGGAAAAUCUAAAUAGUGGUAUGGAUAUCCAGUUUUAUGCCACUGACAUCAUGAUCUGCAUUUUUCAUUCUUGUAGGGCCUGAAGAUAGGUCCACAAAUCCUUAUUCAGAUGCCUGCAUAAGAGUCUGAUCCCAGUAAAUUUCAGUGGCAAAACUGCCAUUAACUACUAUGGAUUUUACUUUGAAUACCCUCUUUUUCCUGCUUCCCACCCCCACCUCCCAAGGUACUAGGUGCUAUGAAUGAUAAGCAUCUCUGAAAAACCAAGCUGCAUAUUUAGGUCUCUAGAUAUGAGGUCAAGUACCUGGUAUUAGUGACCGCUGAAGUUUUAAAAAUGUUGAUACAAUUUUUAAGUACUUCAGUGAGAAAUUCUUUACCAGCUAAGACUCAUUUCAUACGCUUAAUGUCAGCUGACUGCCAGCUGCUAAGAAGUGUCAUCUCUUCUUUAGCUUCUAAGAAUUCUUCAGUGUCAAUGGCUAACCCAUUGCAGCUGUCUUUCAGUGCUCGUUGAGUCUUUUAGUGGUACAAUUUUAACAUCCAGAUGUUCAUCUUUACUGAGGUUACAACUUAAACGGUGGCUUCUUUGUUCCUGUGGCUUUGCACCAUCCAUCUAUGAAAACAAAACUUGUUAUAUUGUUGCUAAAAUAAUAUUUCAAAAUACAAGCAUAAUGCUUUGUUACCAGUAUCCUUUUAAAAACAGAUUUUAAUCGGGUUCUAAAGCCCAAUUAACAUGACGCUUAAGCAGAUGCGGUACAAAGCUUAUUUAAUUAAAGUUGCUUUCAUUCUCCCCUCUGGCUAAAUGAAUAACACAAAUAUAAGCAUUUGGUUCAAACAACUGUGCUGCAUUAUAUUUUAAGUUUGUAAAUGAUGCUACGUUUUCAUUAAAAGCACUUGUCGUGUGCCACACACAGGUAUGCUGCAAGGUAGCCACUUCUGAUGCAGAGUCCUCGGUACCCACAGCUCCUAUUCUCCAUUGACUCAGAUAAGCAAGGCCUAAAAACUUAGUCUGUUCAACUUGCUGUGCUUCCAUCUCCUGCAAACCAAGCUCUGUUAAGAGGUUUCAUGCGGGGCACCCUUUCCCCACUGAGAAUUUAGGCUAAAAUCUUGAAUGGCAUCCAAGAGGAGUAAACAUAAGUGAUGUCUACACUUAUACUAUCUAGAGUAACAGUGUGCUUGGGAUAUUACCCCUGGGAUUCAAGAUGUGAGCCAACAGCUAACCAUCUGGACUUGUGGAAUUGGGGGGGGCUUUCCCUAAUGGGCAUAUUGUUUGCAUAUAGUUGAAGACAGUAGGUUUUUAAAAUUCCUUGCUGCUAUACUCGAGUGUGCCAUGUGCUUCGUUGAGGGAAAGUUGGGUGCUGGACUUAACAAAUCUGACCUGACUUGGCUUGGGAAUUUAUAUGACACUCCAGUUCUACAUGAGUUAAGCCAGGUCAUAUUCCAUCUUGCUCAAGUAUAUGAAAAACAACACAAAACAUGGUUGGGUUGUCUUGCUCUUUACUUUCUGCCUCUUGGCAUUAAGGCUAAGAUAAAAGUGUGUUACAAAAGUAGAGGCUUUGGUGGCUUAAGCAGGGUGAAAUAGGAUCAUGCUGAAGCACCUGAAGCCAAUUGAACUAGAGGUGGAAUAAAAUCUGGUCCCUUGCCUUACCAGUGGUUGUGUCUUGUAAAUUCAGUUGUCAUAUAAAGACAGGUUUGGGCUGGGUAUCAAUGCAUGGCUUCUCUUGCAAAUUAGAUACAGGCUCUGUUUGUUUAACUGUUGCACAGAUGCACUGGAAGGUAGAGGCGUGCAGAUGACUUCUCCCUGGCAAAGCCAGUAAAACCAGCUUUGCAUAUAAGGAUGUGCCGAUGUGAAGGUUUCUGCUAUGCUGAAAUGAUAUUUAGAUGAAACAAUGCAAAACUAGCUCUGACUGGCCUCUGUUGUACUGCUGCAUGCUUGCUGCUGGCAGCAGUCAUUCAUUCAAAAGCCACACCUAGAAUAUUCCAAAAAAGAAACGAGCCUUAAUGUUUUAAGAAACCAUAGCCUGUCCUGUAAUCUAUCACCAACAGCUGAUGGUGAGGGCAAAGGAUUAAAGGAGACCUCUCAGUAGUCCAUUUGCAGGUACAGAUAUUUCCACAGCAGGAGAAAAGUGAACAUUCAGUCAUGUCUGUAAAAGUGGUGCUUGCAGUCCACUGGGUGGUAUGAAACAUGACACACAGGCCAACUGGCUCUUCCAGCCCUGCCACCUCCUGCUCUGCAGAGCCUAACCCCCUCCGGUUCAGCUGCAGAGAAGAUUUAACAAUGCCAGGGGGAGGGGGAAAGCAUGCCAAGGCCUUUUCACCCUAUCGCCUAACUGCCCAGUUUCGCUCCCCACUACUUGAAAAGGGAGCAGAAUGAGGUAUUGGGCCCUUAAUUAUUCAGAUGCAACAGUGAUAGGGAGAAAUAAAGCGCCUAGAUCACCAUUUUGGUGAUUAUUCAAAGAGAUGAUAAUUUUAUAUAUCGUGUGUGGCUUCUCUCACAUAUUAAAUACAGACUGGGUUUAUUUAACUGUUGCACAGACUAAAUGAUUAUAUAUAAUAAUCUUAGAAAUGAAAUGGGAAUUGCAUGUUUCCUAGAAAAUUUUUCUUCUGUAAAAAAAAUAUAUAUAUACACACAUACAUAUAUAUGUAUAGCAUAUUCCCUCUGAGAGCUUAAAUUUCCAUCUUUAAAGCAGCAUUUGAUUUCCAUAGUGAAAAGAAGGUCCUCUAGUCUAGCAGCUAGUUUUAAUUUCCUAGUAUGACUGUUUGUUUUUAACUUGUGAUCAUUUUUACUUCCUCUAGGGGGAGGCACAAGUUCUUGAUCCUAAUAUGCUGGAAACAAUGUAUAUGGGCUGCACUUGGGGAAGUUUUUUAUCUGCAAGGGUUUUGCUUUUUUUAUUUAGUUGUAGCCCUUUGAAAAUCCAGAGAUUAGUUCUGUUGUCUUAAAGAAAGUGAAACACUAUUCAUUCUAUGGGACCUUGGUGUGAGGAUUACAUAUUCAGAUCCAGUAUAAUUAAGAGUGAAUGCAGGCUCGGUUUUGACAUGUACUUCAAACAUGCCAAUGCUGCAGUGCUUGAGUCUUGUUAAACUGGUUUAGACUAGUAUAAAAAGAACAAGCCCUUUUCAGAAGAUGAAUUUGAGUCCAGACUUUGAUUUUAACACCCUGAAGUCUGUAGGUUUCAGAUAUAAAGUCUUCAGGUCUCUGUUAGCGAAUGAAAAGUGGUAAUAAGGUUUGAAAUUGCAAAUAUGUAGAUAAUUUAUUAAGUAUGUGUAUAUGCUUACUCAUUCUCUAAUUGUAUGAUCAAACAGAGAGACUUUGUGUCCAUACGACAGCUCUCAGAGCAAAAGAACGCAAUGCUAGGAUUUGGGGGAUACAGUCCACAAAUUGCAACUUUCUGUGCAAGAAACUAGCAAAUGAUCCCUGUGCCCUGAUCUUGAGUAAUGCACAUGGCUCCCAUGCUACAGUGUCCUGCAAGCCCCCAAUAUUUGACUGUUGCUUAUUUACGCACAGUUAGUGAACAGUCUUAGGGCCACAUGUGUCAAGCCCUCAUCUGUCUGCUCUUUGCAGAGCUGGUUUUGUGAUACUUUUUUCAUAAAGAAGCAUUUAAAAUUUAAACAAUAAAAACAUGUUUAAGUUUA
Messenger RNA from Alligator mississippiensis (American alligator), 5643 nucleotides. It is a transcript of the gene RIOK1, whose product is annotated as RIO kinase 1. The record is from RefSeq and is a predicted model, not a curated record. Gene Ontology annotation, molecular function: ATP binding; protein serine/threonine kinase activity. The transcript has 17 exons. Lineage: Eukaryota; Metazoa; Chordata; Crocodylia; Alligatoridae. Gene Ontology annotation, cellular component: cytosol; preribosome, small subunit precursor. The coding region runs from base 15 to 1715 and encodes 566 amino acids. Gene Ontology annotation, biological process: maturation of SSU-rRNA.